AUGGCGGCGGAGCGGGGCGGCCGGGCGGGCAGGGAGAGCCUGAAGGCGGCGGCCCGCGCCCGGCUGCGCGCGCACGACGUGGCCGGGCGGUUCUCGGCGCUGCCGCUGCCCAGGGCGGCCGUGCUGCUGCCGCUGCUGGAGCGCGGCGGGCGGCUCUGCCUGCUGCUCACCGUGCGCUCGCUGCAGCUGAGAAGAUUCCCGGGAGAAGUGUGUUUUCCGGGAGGUAAAAGUGAGGCAGCAGAUAAGGAUGAGAUUGAGACUGCGCUUAGAGAAGCCAAGGAAGAAAUAGGGCUCCCGCCAGAGGAGGUUGAAGUCGUCUGUAGGCUCGUCCCUGGGAUUGAUAAAAUGAAUAAUUUGGUAACACCAGUUGUAGGAUUUAUAGAGGACACGUUCCAGGCCACUCCUAAUCCAGAUGAAGUGAGUGAUGUGUUUGUGGUGCCACUGGAAUACUUCAUUGAGCCCUUAAAUUACACGUCCUUGCCUUAUAAAAUGUCAUCUGGUCACCAAGGUCGGAUGCAUUGCUUCACGUACGAUGACAAUGAGCAUAAAGCACCAUUCAAGAUAUGGGGACUUACUGCACACUUCGCUGUAUUUCUUGCUCUUGUAAUUUUUGGAAGGAGACCUACCUUUGAAGUUGAUUAUGAUCUUGACAACUUGCUGCCAUCUGCUGUGCAGAACUUCAUGAAUUUAUAUGCAUCAGUACAGGAAGCGAAGAAAAGUCAUCUAUGAGAUACUGAACUGCCAGUUAAUGAAACUUAAUGAAAUUGGUGAAAAGGAGUUGGCUUUAUUCUCUCUAUUCCUGUUACUUGAUUUAACUUCACAUUUAUGUUUUUCUGAGUUGGAAACUUUAAUUAGAUUUUUAAAAGUUCUGAGAAGUUAAUCAGGCUCUAAUUGGGUUCAUGUAAUUAUUGGGCCUAUAUUAGGAUUGCCAAAAGCACAGUGGUUUUGAUGAACUUGCAAUUAAUAUAAUGACUUGGAAGAUAUAGGUUCAAUUUGUACAUUUAUCUUGGAUGAUCUAAUAUUGUUUCUUUAAUAUACCUUCCUUUUGCAAAGUGAGAUAUUUUUCAUAACCUUUUCAGUUUGAAUGGGAAUAUAAACAUUUUGGAGGAUCUGUCUGCACUUACUCUGACAUAUCACAUGUGGCAUAAUACAGUCGUGAUUAAGCACUGUUACAAGGUACACAAUAAAGAUAUAGGUGAUGGGUGCUUUCACAGUUCUUGCUGUUGUUGUUAUUUGUUGUUUUUAAUUUUGGUGGGAGGCUUGGAGGGAAGAGGGAAUGAUGGAUUCUAAUCCUAUUGUUGAACUCACCCUUUCCCAUAGAGAAUUUUGCAAGCGUGCAGUGAGUGAAUGGUACCUUGUCUUCAGAGAGAAGACUUCUGCCUCUCCUUCCUCUUGCUGGCAUCACUCAUUCAGCUUCUAGGAGGAGUCAUUUUAAGAAGAGACAAGCAGAGUUCACAGUUCCUAGACUGAGGAGCUCAGUGAACCUUUGCCAGUCCUCUGGCAACGUCAGAUACCUGGUGCUCUUUGUGAACCUUUUCCACUCA
Nothoprocta perdicaria is the source of this 1544-nucleotide messenger RNA. It is a transcript of the gene NUDT7, whose product is annotated as nudix hydrolase 7. Gene Ontology annotation, biological process: coenzyme A catabolic process; nucleoside diphosphate metabolic process. Gene Ontology annotation, molecular function: magnesium ion binding; coenzyme A diphosphatase activity; acetyl-CoA hydrolase activity. NCBI's taxonomy places the organism in Eukaryota, Metazoa, Chordata, Aves, Tinamiformes, Tinamidae. The transcript is spliced from 4 exons. The record is from RefSeq and is a predicted model, not a curated record. The coding region runs from base 1 to 729 and encodes 242 amino acids.